GGCUGCGGGCCGGGCGGCGGGCGAGCGGGGGAAGAUGGCGGAGCUGGGCAAGAAGUACUGCGUGUACUGCCUGGCCGAGGUGAGCCCGCUGCGCUUCCGCUGCACCGAGUGCCAGGACAUCGAGCUGUGCCCCGAGUGCUUCUCGGCUGGCGCGGAGAUCGGCCACCACCGCCGCUACCACGGCUACCAGCUGGUGGACGGCGGACGAUUCACUCUCUGGGGGCCUGAGGCGGAGGGCGGCUGGACCAGCCGCGAGGAGCAGCUGCUGUUGGACGCCAUCGAGCAGUUCGGCUUCGGCAACUGGGAAGACAUGGCUGCGCAUGUUGGUGCUUCAAGGACUCCCCAGGAAGUGAUGGAGCACUAUGUCAGCAUGUACAUCCAUGGGAACUUGGGCAAAGCCUGCAUCCCUGACACCAUCCCCAACCGGGUGACAGAUCAUACCUGCCCCAGCGGGGGCCCUCUCUCACCUAGCCUCACCACCCCUCUGCCCCCACUGGACAUCUCAGUGGCUGAGCAGCAGCAGCUGGGCUACAUGCCACUGCGUGAUGACUAUGAGAUCGAGUAUGACCAGGAUGCUGAGACACUCAUCAGUGGGCUCUCCGUGAACUAUGAUGAUGAUGAUGUGGAGAUCGAGCUCAAGCGUGCCCAUGUAGACAUGUAUGUGCGGAAGCUGAAGGAGAGGCAGCGCCGGAAGAACAUUGCCCGUGACUACAACCUGGUGCCGGCCUUCCUGGGCAAGGACAAGAAGGAGAAGGAGAAGACACUAAAGCGAAAGAUCACCAAGGAGGAGAAGGAGCUGCGGCUGAAACUGCGGCCUCUCUACCAGUUCAUGUCCUGCAAAGAGUUCGAUGACUUAUUUGAAAACAUGCACAAGGAGAAGAUGCUUCGCGCCAAGAUCAGAGAGCUGCAGAGGUACCGGCGCAACGGCAUUACGAAGAUGGAGGAGUCGGCCGAGUAUGAGGCUGCCAGGCACAAACGGGAGAGGAGGAAGGAGAACAAAAACCUGGCCAGCUCCAAACGGGGGAAGGAAGACGGCAAGGACGGCGAGUUUGCAGCCAUAGAGAACCUUCCUGGGUUUGAGCUGCUGUCAGAUCGGGAGAAGGUUCUCUGUAGCUCUUUGAACUUGAGUCCCGCACGCUAUGUGACUGUGAAGACUAUUAUAAUUAAAGAUCACCUCCAGAAACGACAAGGGAUCCCCUCUAAAAGUCGCCUUCCCAGUUAUCUGGACAAGGUCCUAAAGAAAAGGAUUUUAAAUUUCCUCACAGAAAGUGGGUGGAUAUCCAGGGACGCUUCCUGAGGCCAGAUGAUGCUAAAGCAGCUUGUGAGCCAAAUGACCUGGGGUCCCCCCAACAUUGUUGCUCUUUUAAACUAAUUGAAUUCUUUUUUCAAGGCUUAAA
This is a messenger RNA of Peromyscus eremicus (cactus mouse), 1397 nucleotides long. RefSeq names its product transcriptional adaptor 2B (gene Tada2b). The transcript has 2 exons. Gene Ontology annotation, cellular component: nucleus; SAGA-type complex. Gene Ontology annotation, biological process: regulation of transcription by RNA polymerase II; chromatin remodeling. The coding region runs from base 35 to 1297 and encodes 420 amino acids. The record is from RefSeq and is a predicted model, not a curated record. Gene Ontology annotation, molecular function: transcription coactivator activity; zinc ion binding; chromatin binding. Lineage: Eukaryota; Metazoa; Chordata; Mammalia; Rodentia; Cricetidae.